AUGGUGGUGUCGAAUGAUGCAGUUGAAGCACCGGACUAUACUGUGGUGGUGUCAGGUGAUGCAGUUGAGGCACCAGACCAUACUUUAGUGGUGCCGGAUGAUACUGUGGAAGAGCAGGGUCGUACCGGGGUGGCUCAGGAUCCUCUCGCUACAGAGGUGGCUCAGACUGUGGCAAUAUUGGCAGAGAUGGUUGGCACAUUUAUUCUGGUGUUAUGUGUAUGUGGAAUCAUAGCAAGUCAGCAGCUAAUGAGAGGUGAAGUGGGUCUAAUGGAGUAUGCAGCUACAGCAGGAUUAACAGUCGUUGUUGUGAUUUUUUGUAUAGGACCAAUCUCUGGGGCACAUGUCAAUCCUGCUGUUACAAUAGCUUUUGCUAUUUUUGGUCAUUUUUCUUGGUCAAGGGUUCCAUUCUAUAUAUUGGCACAAAUGUUAGGAUCAACUUUGGCAACAUGGGCGGGAAGAUCUGUGUAUGGCGUACGAGCUGACCUUAUGGCUACACGACCAGUUCAAGGCUGUUUUGCUGCUUUCUGGGUUGAGUUCUUUGGGACUUUCAUCAUCAUGUUCUUGUCAGCAGCAUUGAUAUGUGAAGCUCACACUAUAGGUCAUUUGUCAGGAUUCGUGGUUGGAAUAGCCAUUGGACUUGCUGUCCUUAUUACAGGGCCAGUUUCAGGAGGAUCAAUGAAUCCGGCAAGGUCACUAGGACCUGCGAUCGUGUCAUGGGAUUUCGAUAACAUAUGGAUAUACAUGAUUGCCCCGGUGGUCGGAGCUAUAGCAGGUGUUCUAUUGUACCAGUUUCUACGCCUUAAACACAGACCUUGUACUGCCACUUCUUCUCCUAGUACAGUUUCCUACUUGGUCACUCCUUAG
This is a messenger RNA of Carica papaya (papaya), 864 nucleotides long. Lineage: Eukaryota; Viridiplantae; Streptophyta; Magnoliopsida; Brassicales; Caricaceae. The record is from RefSeq and is a predicted model, not a curated record.